AUGGCGUCUGCAUACAAAUCAGCACUGCGGUCAGGCGACGCCUCUGACUCCGAUGAAAGUGGCUCAGUCUCAUCCGCAGGAAGUAGCGCAACCCUGCGCGCUGAAUCCUCGAGCGGAGAAGAAAGUGUCCCAGGCAAGAAAAAUGUCAACGAACUCUCUCAACUGCCUCGCGAGAUCCGGAAUCGGGUCCUGAUGCUCACUUCUCGUGGCGUCUCAUACAGACACCGACAUCUUCUCAAUGAUCUACAUUCCUUGCUUCCUCACACGUACAAAGAUACAAAACUCGAUACUAAAUCGUCCAACAACUACAACUCCGCCCUCAACGGCCUGGCAGAUCUCCAUUCCUGCAAUUACGUCUUCUUCUUGGAAGCACGGAAACAUGGUCAAGACUUGUAUCUGUGGCUCGCGCGUGCGCCCAACGGACCCACUGUCAAAUUCAGCGUUACCAAUUUACACACAAUGGCUGAGCUCGGCUUUGGAGGAAAUUGCUUAAAAGGUGGGCGAGGCAUCGUUGUCUUUGACAAGAGUUUCGAUGAAGAGAUCCCGGGCCAGGAGUAUCGCUCGCUGUUACGGGAGAUGUUUCGUGGUGUCUUCUGUGUUCCCCCAAAGGGUAUCCGCGGCAUGAAACCAUUCGUUGACCGUGUCAUUGGUAUUUACGGGCUCGACGGAAAGAUUUGGAUUCGUGUGUACGAGAUCCGUGAGUCCGCACCAGACAAGGUCGACAAGGAGCGUGUCCAAGGAGAUGACGUCUCUCUGGUUGAGAUCGGACCUCGUUUUGUCCUCACACCGGUCGUCAUCCAGGAAGGCAGCUUUGGUGGUCCGGUAAUAUUCGAAAAUAAACAGUUCGUGAGCCCUAAUGCUCUGCGGGCCGAGACGAGGAUGCGCAGGGCCAACAGAUACGCGAGUCGAAGAGGUGGUGCGGAAGAGCUGGCUGUCAAGAAGAAAACCCUAAGUCUGAAUACAGGAGCGAAGAGAAAGAGAUCUGCACUCGACAACGCGAAGCUGUUUGGCUGA
This is a messenger RNA of Fonsecaea nubica, 1014 nucleotides long. RefSeq lists its product as hypothetical. Gene Ontology annotation, biological process: rRNA processing; ribosomal large subunit assembly. Gene Ontology annotation, cellular component: nucleolus. The coding region runs from base 1 to 1014 and encodes 337 amino acids. Lineage: Eukaryota; Fungi; Ascomycota; Eurotiomycetes; Chaetothyriales; Herpotrichiellaceae. The transcript has 2 exons. Gene Ontology annotation, molecular function: rRNA binding. The record is from RefSeq and is a predicted model, not a curated record.